Molecule: messenger RNA, 2082 nt
Organism: Triticum aestivum (bread wheat)
Lineage: Eukaryota; Viridiplantae; Streptophyta; Magnoliopsida; Poales; Poaceae
Product: G-type lectin S-receptor-like serine/threonine-protein kinase B120
Exons: 5
Coding region: 1-2082 (693 amino acids)
Biological process (GO): protein phosphorylation; recognition of pollen
Cellular component (GO): plasma membrane
Molecular function (GO): ATP binding; protein serine/threonine kinase activity
Source: RefSeq, a predicted model, not a curated record
AUGCCAAUGAUGCAUUCCCUCUCUGUUUAUGCGAUCCUUUUGUUUCUCUCUUGGCCAUUCAGCUCGGUGCCUCUCUGUGCAUCCGACCACCUACUUGUCCCUGGCAAGCCGCUCUCCCCUGGUAGUGUUCUUGUCUCGGAAGACGAAGUUUUCGCCCUCGGGUUCUUCUCCCCAUCAUCAUCAAACUCCACCAAGAAGCACUACUACGUCGGAAUAUGGUACAACGACAUUCCGAAGUGCACCGUGGUAUGGGUCUCCAACCGGGCCGCUCCCAUCACAAACCUUUCCUCUGUGAAUCUUGCCGUAACCAGCAGCUCCGACAUAGUGAUAUCUGAUAGCAAUGGCCGUGUCCUUUGGAGGACGAACAACAACAUCAACAUCAUCAAUUCAUCAUUGACUACCGCCAUCUCGGUGGUAGCGAUGCUGGAGAACACUGGAAACUUCAUCCUCCGGUCGUUGGCCGACGGUGCCAUACUGUGGCAAAGCUUCGACCAGCCUACCGACACCCUCCUGCCCGGCAUGAAUCUCAGGCUCAGCCACAACAUGCAUCCACUGCAGCAACUGGUUGCUUGGAAAGGCCAGCAAGACCCGGCACCUGGCGUGUUCUCCUACGGCGCAGACCCCAACAAUCUCCUGCAAAGCUUCAUCUGGAAUGGCUCGAGGCCACACCGGCGAAGCCCGGUAUGGAUAAACUACCUCCUCCGUUUGUACUACAUGGAUAUGUUCAAGUCUACCAUCUACAUGGCGUUGCAUCACGCCGGCGACGAGGUUUACAUGUCGUUCGGCAUGCCAACCGGCUCCUUCGCCGUGUUGGUUAGGAUGAAUAUUGACUACUCAGGUAAGGUAACUGUCCUAAGCUGGGAAAGCAACAUGUCGGUAUGGAGAGCCCUGUACGCAGAGCCUGAACAUGAGUGCAAUACGUAUAGCUACUGUGGUCCUUAUGGUUACUGCGACAACACAGAAAUCAUCCCAGUGUGCAAGUGCUUGGAUGGUUUCGAGCCGAGGGACGAUAAAGGAUGGAUCGUCGGACGUUUCUUGCAGGGAUGCCGCCGGAAGGAGGUGCGAAGGUGUACCCAUGGAGACGGGUUCUUGACCUUUUCGGGCAUGAAGGUCCCUGACAAGUUCCUCCAUGUCCCGAACAAAAGCUUUGAUGAGUGCACUGAGGAAUGCAAAAGCAAUUGCUCAUGUGUGGCAUAUGCUUACUCCAGUAUGAGCAACAUGGAUAUCGACGGAGAUGACACAAGGUGCCUGGUAUGGAUGGGGGAUUUGAUCGACAUGGAGAACAACGCACAAGGAGGGGAGAACCUCUAUGUUCGGACUUACGUAUUACAAGGUAACCUGAGAAAGGUCAAAACUAUAAAAAUGGUAUUACCAUUUGUGUCAAGUUUGUUGAUCUUCGUAUGCGUGGUGUUUAUUUGGGCCUAUGUCAAUAGAGAUGACACAAGGAAGUCACUACUCAACUGGCCCACAAGAUUUAAGAUAAUCACAGGUGUAGCCAGUGGCCUUCUUUAUCUCCACCAAGACUCCAGAUUGACGAUGAUUCAUAGAGAUCUCAAGGCAAGCAACAUAUUGUUGGAUGCUGAGAUGGACCCCAAAAUAUCUGAUUUUGGUACAGCUAGGAUAUUUAGUGUCAAUGAAAAGCAAGGACACACCAAUCGAGUCGUUGGAACAUUUGGAUACAUGUCGCCCGAAUAUGCAAUGGAAGGAAUCAUCUCCGUCAAGUCUGAUGUGUACAGCUUUGGUGUAUUACUCCUGGAAAUAGUGAGUGGCUUGAAGAUCUGCACUACAAGCCCAAGCACGCACUCUCAUAACCUUAUAGAUCAUGCGUGCAGCUUACAGAGGGAUGGGAUGUUGUCGAAUCUUGUCGACCCGUCUAUCAUCGAGGGUUGCUCUCCUGAUGAAGCUGAUGAAGCUCUACGGUGCAUCCAUAUUGGACUGUUGUCGGUGCAGAACAACCCAAAUGCUCGCCCCCUCAUGUCUUGGGUGGUAGAAAGCCUGGAUAACAAAGCCAUAAAGCUCCCGCAGUUGAAAGAGCCCAUAUACUUUGGAUACCAGAUCUAUGGAAGUGACGGACUAGGAUAA